Messenger RNA from Protopolystoma xenopodis, 351 nucleotides. The record is from the annotation of a GenBank genome assembly. Lineage: Eukaryota; Metazoa; Platyhelminthes; Monogenea; Polystomatidea; Polystomatidae.
GUAUUGAAGCAACGAAUCGAGAUUAUUGGUCAGGUGGCUGGCGCAUCCGGUAUUGUCAGUCAAACACUAGUGGAUCUUAUUUUGCCUGAAUUGAUUGAUAAAGCAGGAGAUUCAAAGGUGUCUGAUUUCAUAAAGGCAACUUUGACCAGUCUAGUGGAGGCCAGUAGUCUUGAUCUAGUUGGAAGUCUUGUUGUCAGGUUGGCAGGAGAUCAGAAGAACCCAAAGAAUACUCAAGAAGCAAUCGCUUGGUUGUCCACUGCCAUUCGUGAAUUUGGACUCUGGCAAGUAGUUGCAAUUUUUUCUGGAAUUGGUCUUUUAAUUUCUCAAGACUUAUAUUUUGAUAACGGUUAA